CAUCCCUUAUUUCAUGUGAAAAAGUGCAAGUGGAUCACACUUUCCUUCAAAAGCUUAAUUUCUCUAGCUUUUCCCUUCCUUCCAAGCAAUAUAAUCCUUAAUCCUCUUUCCCUUCCAAGCAUCUCUUUAAAAUAUAUACAUACAUAUACUAGUAAACAACACAAUAAUACCACCAAGUUCCAACCAUGAAAAUCUCUGAAGAAGAUGAAGAAGAACAUGACCAAGAAAAACAACCUCUCUUAUCAGAAACCCAAGAAACAUUGAUCCAAAAAGCCAUAAACCAAACCUUCAAAAGCACUGCUCACCUUGCCAACCUCCUCCCAACCGGCACAGUCCUCACCUUCCAUCUCCUCUCCCCCAUCUUCACCAGCCAAGGCCACUGCACCAACUCCAUCAACCAAUCCCUCACCAUACUCCUCCUUUCUCUUUGCACUUUCUCAUGCUUCUUCCUAAGCUUCACAGACAGCUUUAAAGACUCUUCCGGCAAAGUUCGAUACGGCUUCGCCACUCUCCAUGGUUUGUGGAUCCUUGAUGGUGGCUCUCGGUUAUCACCGGAGAUGGAGAAGAGUUAUAGGAUGAAGUUCAUUGACUGGCUUCAUGCUUUCAUGAAUGUCCUGGUGUUUGGUGCUGUUGCUUUGUUUAAUAAGAAUGUGGUUAUGUGUUUCUUUCCAGAGCCUUCAGAGGAUAUUGUGCAGUUGUUAACUUGUUUGCCUGUUGGAAUUGGUGUUGUUUGUAGCUCCUUCUUUGUUGCUUUUCCUACCACUCGUCAUGGGAUUGGUUUCCCUCUUUCUCCUUGAUCUAUUUGUAUUUAUAUAUAUCCUAUGUCUAUGUACAUUUAUCUUUAA
Messenger RNA from Dioscorea cayenensis subsp. rotundata (Guinea yam), 845 nucleotides. RefSeq names its product protein DMP6. Lineage: Eukaryota; Viridiplantae; Streptophyta; Magnoliopsida; Dioscoreales; Dioscoreaceae. The transcript has a single exon. Gene Ontology annotation, biological process: endomembrane system organization. The record is from RefSeq and is a predicted model, not a curated record. Bases 186 to 797 code for a protein of 203 amino acids.